UCUAGAAACAGAAAAUUAUUGACGGAAAAAUCAGACAUAACAAGCAAUAUUAUUACUGUAAAAUAAAAAUAUUUAUUAUAUCAACAUAUUGAUAUAGCCGAGCUCCCAUAGAAACAAUCCGUUUCAUAACACGUGUGCUGUAUUGUAAGGUAUUGAGUUCCUGACAAUGUCGGCAAACCUUUGCGAAAAGAUUUUGCAACAUUUGUCCGAUUACGAUGCGGUCAAUACGAUUGCCUUGGCAAAAAUAUUACAAGAAGACCAUCAAAAGGUGAUAGGGGCAGUAAAAAGUAUCCAGGCAACUGGAGACUUGGUUACCGCUGAUCCUCAAAGUACCAAACAUUUAGAAUUAACGUCGGAAGGGAAAGAAAUUGCUGAGAAAGGGAGUCAUGAGGCAGCAAUUUUUAACGCGGUUCCGGAAGAAGGCAUUUCUCAAAGCGAUUUAAUGAAACUGCCCAAUUCUAAAGUAGGUUUCAGUAAGGCAAUGUCUGCAGGAUGGAUUUCCUUGGACAAGACUGGAACCACUCCAGUAGUAAGAAGAAAAACGUCCCAAAUACAUGAUGCAGUGCAGCAACAUCUGAAAGACAUUGCAUCAGGCAAUCACUCAGGCUUAACUGAUAAUCUGAAGCAGGAAUAUAAAAAGAGGAAGCUCCUACAGGAAGUAAUAGUGAAAAGUUUUGACUUAAAGAAAGGACCUGAAUUCAAUUUGUCUCUGACAAAAUUAGAGACAGACUUGACAUCAGACAUGCUGGCAUCAGGAAGCUGGAAGACGUUGAAGUUCAAAGAUUACAACUUGGAUGCUCUUGGGGCUCCUCUGGAGUGUGGAGCCCUUCAUCCACUCUUGAAGGUCAGGUCAGAAUUCAGACAGAUAUUUCUCGAAAUGGGCUUCACAGAAAUGCCCACAAACAACUUUGUUGAGAGUUCAUUUUGGAACUUUGACUCCCUCUUCCAACCCCAGCAGCACCCCGCGAGGGACGCUCACGACACGUUUUUCAUAUCCGAUCCAAAGACGUCGUCAAAUUUUCCCAAAGACUAUUUAGAAAAAGUAAAAAAGGUCCACAGCAAAGGGGGAUAUGGAUCCCAGGGGUAUCGAUACGAUUGGAAAAUAGAAGAGGCCGAAAAGAAUCUUCUCAGAACCCACACGACAGCAGUCAGCGCGAGGAUGUUGUAUAAAUUAGCUAGAGAAAAAGAAUUUAGACCUGUGAAAUUUUUCAGUAUUGAUAGGGUAUUUAGGAACGAAACUCUUGAUGCCACCCAUUUGGCAGAGUUUCAUCAGGUGGAGGGGGUGGUCGCAGAUUACAAUCUCAAUCUCGGAAACCUGAUAGGGGUGUUGAGCGAGUUCUUCAAAAAAUUAGGGAUCACCGAUUUGGAAUUCAAACCGGCCUACAACCCCUACACUGAGCCGAGUAUGGAAAUAUUUUGUUUCCAUAAAGGGCUGAACAAGUGGAUCGAAAUCGGUAAUUCGGGAUUGUUCCGGCCGGAAAUGUUACUUCCCAUGGGACUUCCGGAUAAUGUAAAUGUCAUCGCGUGGGGAUUGUCUCUGGAAAGGCCUACAAUGAUUAAGUAUGGGUACAACAACAUAAGGGAUUUGGUGGGACCGAGGGUCGAUUUACAAAUGGUACAAAGUGCGCCCAUUUGCCGAUUGGAUAAAUGAGUUGUAACGUUUGUUCUAAAUGAAAUUUAUUUAUAUUUCAAGUAUUUAUUAUACUAUGACUAAAUAAUAAAGCGUUUUUUUAAAUCGA
Messenger RNA from Agrilus planipennis (emerald ash borer), 1739 nucleotides. RefSeq names its product phenylalanine--tRNA ligase alpha subunit (gene alpha-PheRS). Lineage: Eukaryota; Metazoa; Arthropoda; Insecta; Coleoptera; Buprestidae. The transcript has 4 exons. The record is from RefSeq and is a predicted model, not a curated record. Bases 167 to 1651 code for a protein of 494 amino acids. Gene Ontology annotation, molecular function: tRNA binding; phenylalanine-tRNA ligase activity; ATP binding. Gene Ontology annotation, biological process: phenylalanyl-tRNA aminoacylation. Gene Ontology annotation, cellular component: cytosol; phenylalanine-tRNA ligase complex; cytoplasm.